This is a messenger RNA of Zea mays, 1197 nucleotides long. RefSeq lists its product as uncharacterized. Lineage: Eukaryota; Viridiplantae; Streptophyta; Magnoliopsida; Poales; Poaceae. Gene Ontology annotation, molecular function: acyltransferase activity, transferring groups other than amino-acyl groups. The record is from RefSeq and is marked provisional. Gene Ontology annotation, cellular component: chloroplast. The transcript is spliced from 5 exons. Bases 65 to 889 code for a protein of 274 amino acids.
CUCCGGCAGCUGUGGUGGAGACGCCUCCGCCUCCCAAACACCCGAAUCAAACUAACAGCCACCGAUGGCGUCGCCAUCGCGGUUGCUCCCGCCCACGCCUCCUUCGGCCGCCCAGCCCCGCGGCCCGCGGGAUCGCCUCGCCUUGCCGCGCCUCCGGUGCCUCGCCGCCGCCGCAGCCUCCGCCUCGCCCACUGAUGGCGCUGUGCUGCUGGAGCGUGGCGGUUCCGCGGCGGUGGCCGUGCGGGAGUUCGUCACGCUUGACGAGCUCCGCGCUGCCGUGCGCCUCCGCGUCCGCACCUUCCACGAGUACGCAGACGACUCCGUCGGAACCGAGGAUCACAGAAAGGCUCUUGCAGAUAGGGAGUUUGAAGCAUUACAGGAUAGGAUUUCUGGGAAGAUGAUAAAUUUUCGAAGAGUUUCUUGCAUAAACGGGACUGUUCCACUGUCCCCAUCAUUAAUGUCAGCUGAGGAACUUUGUUCUAUGUGCAAGUUUGUGGAGGAUGGAAAAGAGAGAUUAGUAGUUGGUAGUUUAGACCUUAAUCAGUGUCUUUGGCUACCAGAUGAAUUGACUGGAAAGAGGCCUGGGGUAAAUGAAGACAUCCAGACAAGAGCAUAUCUAAGCAAUGUCUGUGUUGCCAAGGAGCUUCAGAAAAAAGGCUUAGGCUAUACAUUAGUUGACAAAUCCAAGAAAUUAGCUCUUGAAUGGGGCAUAACAGAUCUGUAUGUUCAUGUCGCCAUCAACAACGUAGCAGGGCAAAAGCUGUACAAGAAGUGUGGAUUUGUUUAUGAAGGCGAAGAACCUGCAUGGAAGGGUAGGUUUCUGGGGAGACCAAGGAGGCUGCUUCUUUGGCUUGAUAUGAGCAAAGUGCUUGUGCGAUCGUGCAUGUAAAUACAUAUUUAGCUAUUUGUAAUCAUAUUAUUGCAAUUGUUGGUUUUAAUAUUCGACCCAAAUCUCCAAUUGAUUGCAGUCUGAAUCAUCCCUCUUUUCUGACCACACCUUUCUCAACGAUGUCCUACAAAAGUUUUUGGAGGCAGAUUAGGAACAAAAUCCUAGAAAUGCUUUAGAUGUUACACAAAGGGCAGUUGGAUUUGGAAAGAAUUGAUUAUGGGGGUGAUUGUGUUGUUGCCAAAAAUUAAAGGGGCAUACCAUGUAAGAGCAACUCAAACAAAGGUGUUGAAUUAUGUCAUAUCUUAAAA